CAUCUUGUUGCCAGUCUCCGGCGGAUCAACAUUCAACAUCACCGGGCCACUGAACUGGGCAUUGGCCAUGGCGCCUCCGAGGGUAUCAACGGCUUGUGCACGAUGUCGGAGGCAAAAGCUCAAGUGCGAUGCUACCAAGCCAUGCACAAUGUGCGUCCGCUCGGGUGCUGUUUGUCAGCCCCGGCAGGUGCACCAGUCGAAAUCCACGUCAAGACAAGGAGAAGAGUCUCGACAGCGCCGUCGUGGCCAACGGGUGACGCCCAUGUCGCCACAGCCCUCCCGGACCACAGCAUCCGCAUCCGGAAGCCAGGUGUCACCGAAUGACCGACAAACGGCCCCUGACUCAGUCGAGAGUCUGCCCUUUGGGGCUUCAAGUAAUCGGUCCGCCAUCUCGCUGGCCAUGAAUAUGUAUCAGAGCCUGGGGACACGAGCACCGACCAAGGACUCCGCGAUCCCCGGGACGCCGGCUCCGCCCCGUGUCUCCGUCUGGACGCUUCGGUCCAUACGGAUGCCCCCCCGCUCCGUCAUGGAGACCCUCCUCUGUCUCUACUUUGAGAAGAUGCAUUGGUUCAUCUGGAUCUUCCAUGAGCCAACGUUCAUGGCGCAAGCACAGGCCAUUCUUUCCGCAGAAUCAUGGACGCGCCAGGAUAUGCGGAAAGUCGUGGUCACGCUCACAGUCGCGGCCCUGGGCCUAAAGUGCGCCCUUCAGAACACGUCCCCUCAAGGCCGGCGUUUGCUGGCGUCCAUCUCUUCUGACCCGUAUAAUCUUGUUGAGCAGCUGGUUGGCGAGGUGCGGCUGCACUUGCUCGACCUGCUCGACGAUGCCUGCAUCGAGACCGUCCAAGUGACAGUCCUUCUGGGAGCCUUCUACAUCUUCCAUGGUUCACCAAGCCUUGCCUGGUCUACCAUUGGCAUGUCUGUCCGAACAGCAUACGGUUCGGCCCUACACUGCGUAUCCGAGGACGAGCCAGAGGACUCGGUAGCUACGCAGGUGCGCCGACGAUGCUGGAAUCAUGUCACGGUCGCGGACACGUUUGCAUCCCAGAUAUACGGACGGCCGGCGUCCAUUGACCCGGCCUUUUCUGCGCUCUUGCCGCUGACGCAGAUGGACGAUACUGUUCUUCCCGGUCUCGGAGAUCGAUCGAAUGGCCCGGUGACAGCGCUGACGUUUCACUGGCUCAAGUAUAAGCUGUACGAGAUUAUACGAGAGACCAUCUCGACCUUUCGACUACUACGACCGCGCAGUCCCAUGUCGAUGCAAGAUUUACAAGGUCUCAUUGACGCUGUGCAGCGCAUUGAUCGUCGUCUCAAGGACUGGACCAAAUCACUCCCAUCCCCAUUCGACGAGAGCAACGGAGUAUUCAACGCCAACGACGACCAAGAGACCGAGACAUUUGCUUCGCCAUGUCCAAGAUUCUUUGAGCCCCAAAGCAGUAGCGAUGCAGCCGCCGAGGACAUGGACCCAGCGCUUCGCCAGCUUCGGUUUCAAGCCUGGCUUCUGCAGGACACGUACAAUGCCGCCGUGGUCCUCGCCCAUCGUCCCCUUCUCGAGUAUCGUCUCUCGGCCGACUACCGCCGCACCGUACUUCCGCAACAUGUGGCGGACCUUGUCCACCGCUCCUUUGACGUCUCCAUCAAGGCCGCGCUCAACAUCUCCAAGACGCCCGUGAUGCAGUUUGAGCACGAGUUCUGCCUGGCUUUCAUCUUCAUACACUUGUUUACCGCUGGUGUGAUGUUAUGCAUACCACCCACGACACAUCCACACAGCAGCAUGGCACACGAGGCCAAGGCGGGCGUGUUCCGGAUCAUCCAGGCGGCCAAGGCGUUGCGGUCCCACAGCCAGGUGGCGAGGCACGCGGAGCAGUUGCUGAGUGAUCUGCUCAAACAAAGUCUGUACCGCGAAGUGGACCUAGCCUUCCAAGAGGAUAAUAGGCCAAGUGAAGCGGAUCCCGUCAUGACGGACAAGGCCAGCACGCACAAGAGCAGGGGUGAUACUCCCGUGGCGCCUCAUACGGCGUCGGCGGCGGAUACAUCACACGUGUUUGUACAGCCACCUGCUGCUGGUUCCCACGGGAUUGCGGAGGCAUGGACCGACGAAACAUAUCUCAUGAAUACGGACGUGUCCUAUCUUCAGCCCCUGGACCUACCGUUAGAUGAAGCAUUUGGUGCUUUUGGACAAGCCAUGUUUAAUUUGGCUCCAGAUGAUUCUUUGAACAGUUGGGGGUGGGGAAGAGGGUUUAUGUGACUGUCUUCUAAAGCCGUGCCGUUGGCAUCUCUGUCCUCCUUCUCGUCCUCUCUCCAUCACGCAGUUCCCUCCUGAGCAUCUUGCCACUCGGACUCUUGGGCACCUCCGCCACAAACUCCACGCCGCCCCUUAAUGCCUUUUGUUUGGACUUGUG
Molecule: messenger RNA, 2399 nt
Organism: Emericellopsis atlantica
Lineage: Eukaryota; Fungi; Ascomycota; Sordariomycetes; Hypocreales; Bionectriaceae
Exons: 3
Coding region: 68-2245 (725 amino acids)
Biological process (GO): regulation of DNA-templated transcription; DNA-templated transcription
Molecular function (GO): zinc ion binding; DNA-binding transcription factor activity, RNA polymerase II-specific; DNA binding
Source: RefSeq, a predicted model, not a curated record